CUUCCAGCUGCAGGAAGGUUCCUUGUGGACAGCAGGAAGCAUGAAACAUUCAAGAAGAAUAAUCUGAGGGCCCGUCCACUGGAGAGAAGCACAUGUGUGCGGGUGGAGAAUCUUCCAGCUCUGGUCAACAAGACGCUGCUGGAACUGAUUUUUGAGCAAUGGGGUCCAGUAGAGGAAGUUUUCACAAUUCCAUCAGAACAUGCAGCCAUUAUUACCUUUAAAGAGGAAGAAGCCAAAGAGAUAGUUCUGAAGAAAGAUAUUAACAUCUGUGAUGUUCCAGUCAAGAUAUAUACCUACUUCAAAUCAAUCGAUAUGGUCUUGUAUGGUGGCAACAGGCCACAUUUGAAGCUGCCUGAACCCAUUACAGUCAGAGUACAUCCUUCCAUCAGAGAAUUCCUCCUCAAGAAAGAGCAGAUUUCCUUUAUUAAAAACCAGAUGAGCUCACACUUCUGCCAAAUAGACAUGGACAAACCUGAGAUUUUGCUCAGUCCUGAUCCAGCAUUGCUGAAACAGAAAGAAGCUACCAGAAUACACAUUGAUGACUGGAGUAAGAAUGCCUUUGAUGCCUUCAUGAAAAUAAUCUCAAACUACGCAAUGUCUGAGUGGCCAUUGUCACACCCCUUGUGGUCUAAAGUUGAGAAUGUUGUCAAGGAAGUAGUGAAAGAUCGAGUUUUCACAGAUAUGGAUGUCUCUAAAGGGGUCCUGACAAUGGCAGGAAUGACCCAUGAAAUAAUUGGACUGAAACCCAUCAUGGAGAAAAUUUUAGAGAAUGCAACAUAUCAAAUGGAGAGAGAGAAGAACAGUGUGACGGAGCAUAUGGAGAUGUCUCCUGCCAUGUACUCUCUUCUUUUACAAGAUGGCCUGAAAAGUGCUGUUUCUCCACAACUGCACAUUGACCACAACAGAAAAAUAAACAGAUUAGUUUUAUCAGGUCUUCAUACAGAGAUCCUCGUGUUCAAGAACUGGGUCCUUGAGAAGAAAAUAAAUAUGAUACAGAAACCCUUAAAGAUUGACUGUUCAAUCCUGGAGUUCCUGAGAUUAGUGGACAGUGAUGAAAUGUCCACAGAUCUCUUUAUAUGUCAUGGAAUAGCUGCUGUCUACACAAUCAAAAAUGGAGAUGUUGUUUUGACUGGGACCACAGAAAGAGCACUUGCUGAGGCGGAGAAGAGAGUGAAAAUGGCUCUUACGUCCAGAGAGCUCAUUAUAGAAGAUCACAGUGUCCUUCAAAUGCCAGAGUGGGAGGAUCUCAAAAGACGACUGGAAAUUUCGUUCAGUAUUUCCAAAAAGAGAUUUGUGUGUAUAAAUCUUUCACAGACAGACAAAGUAAUAGUGACUGGAUUCAAAGAUCCAGUGAUGGAGGUCAGUGUGAACAUUGAACGUUUCAUUGAGAAACAUACUAGAAUUGAAGAAACCGUUCGUGUCAAAUCACAAGCAGCAGUCGAAUUCAUAAAAGACAGAAAAUCGCAUGACUGGCAGCAUUUUGUUAAGUCUGAUAAGAUGAAAGUGAAUUUUGAUUCAAAGAGACCUUGGAUCAAACUGUCUGGAGAGCGUUUAUUUGUCCAGCAAGCUAUGACUUUCUUUAGAAGGUUAGCAGAUUCUCUCCAUACGGACACACUAACCAUUAAAAAGACAGGAGCAAAGAAGUACUUUGAGGAGCAGGGUAAAAUUAUGCUCUCAAUGUUUGUGAGGGAAAAUGGAUUUGUGGUGGUGCUCCAGGAAGAUGAUAUGCUAGAAGAGGAGGAGGGUUUUUCUCAAGGGUCCAUUGGUAGAGUCUCCAAUUCCUGUCUUAAGGUGUACACUAUGCAAGUGGGUCAUCUGACCCUAGAGGUGUCAUCAGGGGACAUAACCAAAGAAAAAACUGAUGCUAUUGUCAACACCUCAAAUAAAACAUUUUCUUUGAAAUCAGGAGUAUCCAAGGCUAUUUUAGAUGCUGCUGGAUUAGAAGUGGAACAGGAAUUAUUACAAAUGGCGAGUGAUACAGAUUUUCAGCUGACAGAGAUUGUGACCUCAUCUGGGAUGCUGCUAUGUAAAGAAAUCAUACAUGUUGUUGGAUGUUUUCGCCCAGCUGAUAUUGAGAACAAUGUUUUGUCUGUUCUGGAUAUAUGUGAGAAACACAAAUUUACCUCUGUUGCCUUCCCAGCUUUAGGCACAGGUCAAGGUGGAGCGAAUCCAGCUGAUGUUGCAGAGGCAAUGAUCAGUGCAGUUGUUGACUUUGCUAUCAAAAAUGAACCAGUGCAUGUCAAAAGUGUGAAGUUCCUUAUAUUCCAGACAAGCAUGUUGCCCAGCUUUCAUCAAAGCAUGAUUAAAAGAUCCAUGGAGCCAAAAAAAGGCAGGUUUAGCAGGAUUAAAGGUAAAAAAAUCACGUUGGAGGAAAUCGAGCCAGUUGUGUUUCAACUGUGUGGGGAGACACCAGAUGAUUUGAGUAAGGCCAGUGCCAUGAUUGAAAGCUUGAUUAAACAGGAGCAUUUGGAAAUCACAAUCCGUGAUCCAGCAAUUGCUCAGUUCAGCAAAGAGGAAUCAGAAAUGCUGAGCACAAUGGAGAGGGAGCUCAAAGUAAGUGUCAUAACUGACAAGAAAAGCCAGGAUGUCAUCACCUUGAAGGGCCUGACAGGAUUUGUACACACUGCAGAGUCUCGUAUUCGCGACAUGAUCCGUAAGGUGGAAAGAAAUGAGAACCAAACACUACUGGCAUCUUUAAUGAGCAGCAUAGUUGAGUGGCAAUAUCAAAGUGGUCACAACUUUAAAGCAUUUGAUGUUUUCACCAAUUGUGUCUUGGAAGAAGCCUUAAACCACCAAAAAAUGUCUGUGAAAAUCAAGAUUAACAGUAUAGAGUAUGAUGUCGACAUACUUAAGAAAGUUGCCACAAAAGGGAAAAAACGAAUUGAACUAAAGAGAGUAGACCUAAAAGCUCAAAGUUCUUUGCCUUCAAACUGGGUGGACAUGAAAGGAGAGUCAGUUGUUCUUGUAAAACUCACAGCAGGUUCACAGGAAUUUGCAGAUGUGGAGCAAGAGUUUAGAAAGUACGGACUAUCCAGUAACAUCAUUCAAAUUGAAAGAGUCCAGAACAGUGCUCUUUGGAGAAGCUACAUGAUCAAAAAGGAGGAGAUGGAACACAAAAGCAAGCAUGAAAACUAUGAGAAGCAUCUCUUCCACGGCACUGGCUCUGAUAAGACAGAUCAGAUCAACCAUUACGGCUUCAAUCGCAGCUACGCUGGGAUGCAUGGAGCCUUGUAUGGGAAUGGUACAUAUUUUGCUGUGGACCCACUUUACUCAGCCCAAAGCUACUCUAAACCUGAUGCCAAAGGAAAUAAACGCAUGUACCUCGCCAGGGUGCUUGUCGGUGAUUUUACUCAAGGACAAAAAGGCCUUCUUACUCCUCCAAGAAAGAGUUCAAAAGGUGUUCAUCUUUAUGACAGUGUGACAGAUAAAAUUAAGAAUCCAUCCAUGUUUGUGAUCUUCAAUGAUGUACAGGCUUACCCAGAAUACUUGAUCACAUUCCGGGAUUAAAUUAAUUUACAGUUUAAUUACACUUAUGCAACACAAAUAUAUGGGAAUAUACUGCAAAAUAUAAUGUGAUAUAUUACAUAAAAAUGUUAUCCUUGAUUGUGUAUAUAUAUAUAUAUAUUGCACAUUUUCUAUAUAUGUGUGUUUAUACUGCAUGAGUAAAUACAUCUGCAAUAUAUUACACAUGCAGUACCAUAUCUGAUCACAUGUACGUAUUAUGAAGUAUUACUGAAUAUAAAAAUACAUACAUUAUGAUAUUAGUAAAUAUUUUGUCACAUUUUUCAAUAUAU
This is a messenger RNA of Megalobrama amblycephala (Wuchang bream), 3794 nucleotides long. RefSeq names its product protein mono-ADP-ribosyltransferase PARP14-like. Gene Ontology annotation, biological process: negative regulation of gene expression. NCBI's taxonomy places the organism in Eukaryota, Metazoa, Chordata, Actinopteri, Cypriniformes, Xenocyprididae. Gene Ontology annotation, cellular component: cytoplasm; nucleus. The record is from RefSeq and is a predicted model, not a curated record. The transcript is spliced from 10 exons. Gene Ontology annotation, molecular function: NAD+ poly-ADP-ribosyltransferase activity; nucleic acid binding; transcription corepressor activity. The annotation marks the transcript as partial.